UGCACCCCGGCAGCGAGCGGAGACGCUGGUGUUGGAACUCGGGCCAAACUUGCCAGAGCGCAGGCAACCCGCCUGGGACUGUGAGGUGGACCGAGCGAGAGAGAACGUGCUGAAGGAAAACCAGACCUGCCCCCUGCUCAAUGCAGCCGGCUCAUCGUGAUGGACAGAGAUGCCGUGCUUCUUGUGCAGCUCCUGGCUUUCGCCGUUUUGGGUAAUAGUUUGUUGACACCUGGCCUUGCAGCCAAGGAUCUUGCAAACAUGCAUAAUCAAUUACAAUCAAACCAAUCAGAUGAAAAAAUUGUAAGGAUCUGUAAUGCAACAGCUAUGCUUGAAAAAGUAUACUGGUGUGGAUAUCUGUUUGAAAACCAACUUAAUGAAAUGAAUUCCAGCGACUGGUGCAACUUCACACUCAUUGCUGGCUAUUACAGUACAUUCUCGUUCUGCACGGAGUUUUCAACAGAAAGUGUUUAUUGCUACUGGCCGAAUCCACAAGUGGAAAAAUAUGUAAUUAAUAUUCACAAAUUAUUUUUUUCAAACUGUACUUCGGAAAUUAUAAUUUUUCAGGACCCACCUGACGACAUUCUCUUUAUCCUCAUUACAGUACCUAUCUGUCUAACUAUUGUAAUGAUAGCUGUGGUGGUGUGGUGCAGUAAGAGGAGUGAUAUACUGGUGUAGACUUAAGGAAGAAUAUUGCACUGCAAUACGAAGCUGUUACUUUACGUUAAUGUGAUUUAAGUCGAUUGCACUGACAAUGUGUCGAUCAAUAUUCAUUAACUACAUUUGGAAGAGGACAAGGGCCAGUGAUGAUCACAGAACUAUAAAAUCAUUGGCCUGCAACAAAUAUGUGUUAAAACUAUGAACCCUACUGGGGAAUCAACUGUGUCUGGUUUACAGAAAAAUCAAGAAUUGACCCACCCCCUCCACCAUAGACUCCCGUGUACAUGCUUCAGGCAUUGUGCACAUUCAAGUGACUCACAGUCCAACAAAUUACAUUCUCUAGUCAGCAUCAUGAAUGACACUCGUAAUUAGCUGAGAUCUCCAUUACAGUAAACAAGUCAGGAGGAACAUUUUUUUGAGAUAAUUGUAUGAAGAAGUUUCUAGCACUUGUUGAAGAAACCUUUCCCAAUCCACCAUAGGAUAACUUCUUGGAGUUACUGGGUGUGGAGCAAGCACCAGGAAGGAUGUUGAGAGUGCUUCCUGCAAAGGAGAAGAAUGAAAGGAAAUGCGACGACUAUAAUUUCAUCAGGAGUGGUACGGGAACAGACUAGACCUCUGCAUUUCCUAAACUCUUUUUUAUGACUUAAAACUAAAUAUGCUGCUCAUCCCCUCCCAGUGUAUUUUGUGUGGAAGAAAAAUGAUCAAGAAUAAAUUGUGAUGCCACUAGGAACUUUGUAUUAAACAGACAUUACAAACUGGAUAAUUGUUACCAUAAAAUGAACAAUUGUCAGAAUACAAUAGCUUCAGCCCAGUCUGAGAUCGCUGUGAUACAAGUAGAUGUGAAGGUUGCUGAGUGAUGUCCUAUUUUCUGUCUGAAAUGACAUACACCAGUUUGUAUAUAUUUUAAACAGAUGACCUCGUCAAACAAUGGCAGGAAAUUAGUGUGUUCCACUUAAAGCUAAAACACGCCUUUUUGGCAAGUCCCUGACACCCAAACUUCACGCAACUUCAAAACAAGUGAGUUGACAUGUUUAGUGAUUACCAUAACAACUUGUAAGGCUUUUUUUUAUGAACAGCAUUUGCCCGGAAAACUAUGGUUCAAUGAUCUUAGUUACUCAAGUCAUUGGCUGACAGCAGAAGUGUGUUGAAAUUGUGGACCCUACUGUAGAAACAACACAAAAAGCUGAACCUCAAGGAGUCUAAUGAACGAAAUCUGUAACUUACUAAAAUCUCCAUUAUGGCAAGUUACAAGGAACACAUGUGAACAAGAUAGAAUGGACAUCUUUGGAAAAGAUUGUAAAAAGAAAUCAUCAGUACCCACCAAGGAAGUGUUUCUCAAUCCACCCACCUGUAAUUUUUGCUGUUGAUUUCUUCAUUAUAUAUAAAAGAGGUUACCCAAUUUAAAUGGCUCUGAUUGGACAUAUCUGCCAUUCGAGUGCUUCUUGGGUACUUGCCUUCUAAUGGAGGCUGCGUAUUGCUGCACAAACAGCCAGAUCCUUUGUAAGGAGACUGAGAUUUCUCAUAAUCCAAGCUGCACUGCUGCCAUUCAGAAGAUAGGACCUGCCAGUGAUGGAUCUUACACAACAGCUGGGAUGUAGGAAUUCUUCCAAUGAAGGAGUCCCUGGUCUGACUCUGGUCCUACCCUACUACAUCAGUAUUCCUGUUUAAGACAACAGGAGGAACUACCAUCCCAUAAAGACUAUAAGAAACAUCAGGGAAUGGUUAGAACCCCAAAUAUCAAGGACUUCACCUAAUUUUCAAUUUCCUGCUGAACUUGCUAUCAUGAUUGCAAUGGAAUUUCAUCAAAGGGCCAAGGGUUUUUGAUGCUUCUAACUUCCAUGUAAAACAAAAAUGCAUGUCCUAUGAGUGAGAAAAUUGGUUGCUGCUUACAAAAUUUUGAAGAGGUCUUAUAUGUUUUUGUCCCAAAUUUUAAACCAUUUGGGUCAUAAAAUGUAUCCGUAAUGGUGGAAAAUAACAUUUAUACCUAUUUGUGAGGACAUAUUAAUUAAGUUUUAUUUGAUUUUCCCAUCUGUGCUGACUUGGAGUAGGACACAGAGGUUUAUUAAGAAGGAAGGCCAGAGUCUCUCGUGCUCCACUCCAAAGACAUAGUUUGGCAAAAAGCUCCCUUCUUCAAAAAGUAAUACCCACAGAUUAGAUCAACAUAAUAUACCUAAGAAUAAUAUAUUUUUAAUAUUCAUUAUAAUAUUAUUUAAAUAUACUUCAGUCCAUAUUGGAUUAGAAAUCCUUAAAUAUCGAAAACAGAAUUAGCUUAUUUUCUAUUUUAAAGAAACAACUAUUUUAAAUUCUCACUGACCAUGGAGAAUGGACUGACUGGCUUCUAUGUCUAAUUAUCCAAGUUGCACAGAACAAGAUGAUGUAUGACAUUGGACUACCAUUAUAAUUCAGUGCUACUUUCUGAUCUUGGCAACAGCAAAAUAUGUUGCAUGUAUUAUUGUUAAAGAUAUAUUUUCUUGACUUGGUAAGGGAAUUUGACAACAGCCAUCUUUAUGACUCUCACUUAAGUUAUAGUCGUGGAGAAGUUGGAAAGAGACUUCUGUGUGUCCUCCAUGACUAAAAUUAUUUCUUCCCUAUCCUUUAUUAGUUGACCCUCACUUCAUCCCCUUCAUAAAUCACCUGUUUCUGGACCUCUGCUGGUGGUACUCCAGUCUCUACUGAAAUUAUGCUUGAGAAUAUUUCUAUUGUUCCUGAAUGAGAAUGUUAAGUUUCAAUUCAACAGAGAUUGAUGAUGGCUGUUGACAGUAGUUUGAAUCCACAGCAUGAACAACAUUGUAAUGUAUCUACGAAUUCUGCAGUGGUUAUGCAUUCCUCCAUUGCUGGGUUCUGGCCUCUCUUUCAUUGCAAACAAGAAAAUGUAAAUGUAUCACAUUACUGUAGAAGUCCCAAAGAUAGUAGUGGGAUAAAAUCCACUUCAAUCUUGACAUAAAAUAUUUUGUCAGAGGCAGAACUGACUUGAUACUUUCAAGGGGAAGAGGAGUUCCAUUUGGGAGAGGGUGGGCUGUGCUGACUUCAAUCCUUCCUUGUGGCUGACAAUAAAAGAGCUUUUGAGGUAGUCUUUAACAGAAUAACACUGCUAAGUGGUGAUGGACUCAUUUCACUAAAUGUAUAUACUGAUGAGUGUUGGUAUCUUCACCAUUUCCAUUUUAUGUACAAUCUAAAUGCAGGAUGCUUGGAAACAAAAAAGAACAGGUCUUUAGUAAGGUUCACCUGUAGUUGACCAUAAGAAGCCAUAUACGUAUAGUCAAGCUCAUGAUUGCCAUUUGCAGUCAACCUCCUCUACAUGAAACAUCUAAGCUAUAUCCAAAAUCCUUUCGUUAUGGCAUGUCUGAGGUCAGAACCCACACCAGAUUCCAUUAUUUGUUGCUACAAUCAGUUUAUACUCAACAAGCUUGUUCCUGUGGCACAAUCAAGUUCAAUCUAUCACCAUCAAGCUCUUAUUUUUUAUUUUUUUUAUAUAUAUCUGAAGGCAAUGUAUAGUUCCAGAACUGUCAUCAGUCCACCAGUUUCUCAUCCAAUUGGUAUUUCUUCAUAUACCCAUUUAGAGAAUGAGCAUCAGAUGGCAACUCACAAGGGAAACAUCACAGCUUAGAUCACUUUUGCCCUUAACUGAUGAUGGGACAAUACCCUGACAGAAAAUAGUGGAUAGCAACCAGGACCAAGAACAGUGGCUGAUUCUUCCAUUUCUUAUCCAUGGGAAUUGAGGCUGAUGAGGUCACCCAGAUCUCUGCAAUGAUUGAAAUCAACUAACACAGCACAGGCAGAGUCGAACCUUGUGUUCUCAUCGUCUACGCAACUUAAUGUCAUGCAUGUUUGGAGUUUGCAUGUUCUCCAUGUAAUUGCAUGGGUUUCCACAGGUGUGUUGGUUUCCUCCCACAUCCGCAAAACAUACUGGUUGUUAGGUUAAUUGGCUACUGUAAACUACCCCCGGUGUAGGUAACUGAUGGGAGAAUCAGCAGGGAAUUAAUGGGACAAAAAAAAAACAAGCUGCUGGAGGAACUCAGCAGGUCAGGCCAUAUCUGUGGAGGGAAAUGGACAGUCGACAUUUUGGAUCAAGACCCUUUAUCUGGUGUGAAAGAAUGGGUUACAGGGAAAUAAGUAGGACAAUGGGACUGAUAGGAUUGCUGUGAGAUACAUUGUAGACUCAAUGCAUCUAUGUUGUAAGGAAAUAUGAAAAUCCAAAAAGCUACUGGAAGUGGUCUUCCCAGCCUCAAUUUUGUCAAUAGACUCAACAACAUGAUGAACACACAAAAUGCCAGAGGAACUCAGCGGGUCAGGAAGCAUCUAUGGAGGGAAAUGGACAGAUGAUGUUCGGGUCGAGAACCUUCAUCUGCAGUCCCUUGUGGCUCCAUUUUGCUGCUUCACUGCGAAGUCUCUUCAAGGUAUGCCCACUUUGAAGAAAUUUUCACCCACUGUUUGAUGGGGGUUCUGUGAGACCCUUUCUCACUGCUCCCCCGCUGUGAUUUCUGCUGCUCUCCUGCUCUUUGACCACGUGCUCACCCAGACUCAGUGCUGCACCAUGUGUCCUUCCUCAGUACUUGUCUCCACCACUAUCUUGUCCUUCCCAGGCUGCCCAGGUCAGUCCCAGCCAGGAUCUCAGGAAUUUCUGCCCCAUCCAUUGUUUCUCCCUAUAUUUCUCCCUCUGCAUCCUAUGUGCUACCCUCUCGGUCAUGAGUUGGUACCUUUUUCUCUCCCACAGCUCAAGGCCUCUUUUUCCAAUACUUGCCGUGGACCUCUCCUCCACUUAGUCCUCUGCUGGAUUCACGUGUUUAGCCGGCAGUUCUUUCCUUGCGUACGCGAAGGAUCGCAAGCUCACCCGCCUCCAGGCUGCCGCUGGGUCCUGCUGCUCUUCCCCCAACUCUUAUCAUGCUACUACUCCCUUCCCUUGCUCCUCCCCUCGCUCCUCUGAGCCCCCUUCUUCCUACCACCUCACCUCCCCUCAGCCCGCUACCCCACUGUCCUUCUCUGAUCCCACACCUGAGCCCAGCUCUAACCCCUUCCAUGUUUUCACCAUCCCCUCUGAUGUCCUGCCAUGACGUGGAGCCCUUCUUCCAUUGUCUCCGCCUCCAUGCCUGUUUUUCCGGCAAGCAUUCUCCACCCCCCCCCACUUAUGACCCUUUCCCCCAUCUCAAACCCUCCUCCUCCUGGACACCUCCUUCUGACCUUUUGCCCUCUCUCAACCAUUUUGUUUCCAACUGCCGAUGUAAUAUCAACUGUCCUGACAUUUCCACUCCCCUCACCCGCUCCAACUUCACCCCCUCUGAAUGCACUGCUCUCCCCUCUCUCCGUACCAAUCCCAACCUCGCUAUCAAACCCCCAGACAAGGGCAGUGCUGUUGUAGUCUGGCAGACUUACCUCUACUUUGCAGAGGCCAGACGGCAGCUCGCGGACACCUCCGCUUAUCUACCCCUGGACCAGGACCCCACCCAUGAUCAUCAGACCACUGCCUCUAAUACCAUCACAGAUCUCAUUACUUCUGGAGAUCACCCUCCACAGCCUCCAACCUGAUAUUUCCCCAACCCCGCACUGCCCGUUUCUAUCUCCAACCUAAGGUUCAUAAACAAGACUGCACUGGUAUGACCAUUGUUUCUGCCUGCUCUUGCCCUACUGAACUCAUCCCCUGAUACCUUGACUCCAUCUUGUCCCCCCAGUCCAGUCACUUCCCACCUACAUCCGGGACAACUCGCAUGCUCCUCGUGACUUCAACAACUUUCAGUUCCCUGGCCCUCACUGUCUCAUUUUCACCAUGGAUGUCCAGCCCUAUACCCUUGCAUACCCUGGCGGGAAGGCCUUGGGGCUCUCAGUUUCUUUCUGAAACCCAGACCUAACCUGUUCUCCUUUACUAACAACCUCCUUUGACUGGCAGAACUUGUGGCUUACCCUUAAUUAUCAGUCCUGAUGAAGGGUCUCGACCUGAAACAUCAACUCUCCAUUCCCCUCGACAGUCCUAACCCACUGAGUUCCUCCAGCAUUUUGUGCGUUGCUCCAAAUUCCAGCAUCUGCAGUCUCUUGUGUCAACAAUAUGAUGAGUUGCCUGAAAACAAGAAAUUGCUGAAGAUAUUUUCAUUGCUUUAUCUCUUAAUUCCACCCCUGCCUCAGAAAGAGCACAGGAACAUCUGGUGCUUUGCUCCACUUGCAGAGUUUGGAAAAGUCUAUUUGUAAUUAUCAUUAAAGUAGUAUUUUUCAGAUAUAUUACAACGCUGUUCACAAAACAAACCACCAGUAAGUGAUAAAGUGUAAACAGUGCACAUUAUGUUCAAGGUCAUAACAUAUUAAAACUUAAAAAGAAAGCUUGAAAAUUAUCUAUGUAUAUAUUAUCUUCUGUGUAUGUAAAAUAAUAAAUGGUCAGAAAUGAAGCCUAGCAUUUGGCAAUUAAUAAGAAAGCUGGACAAUGUAAAAAGAGAUGCUGUGCAUCCUUAAUAUUCAAUAUUUCAAAGUACUGCCCAAAUUUAAGUAGUCCAAUGGAAUGGUGAAAAUCUAGCUUUGGCUUGGUUCAGCUUUUUAU
Molecule: messenger RNA, 7177 nt
Organism: Pristis pectinata (smalltooth sawfish)
Lineage: Eukaryota; Metazoa; Chordata; Chondrichthyes; Rhinopristiformes; Pristidae
Product: receptor activity-modifying protein 3-like
Exons: 4
Coding region: 160-675 (171 amino acids)
Biological process (GO): regulation of G protein-coupled receptor signaling pathway; protein localization to plasma membrane; intracellular protein transport
Cellular component (GO): signaling receptor complex; cell surface; membrane
Molecular function (GO): coreceptor activity
Source: RefSeq, a predicted model, not a curated record